Messenger RNA from Halichondria panicea, 982 nucleotides. RefSeq names its product RING finger protein nhl-1-like. Gene Ontology annotation, biological process: proteasome-mediated ubiquitin-dependent protein catabolic process; protein polyubiquitination. NCBI's taxonomy places the organism in Eukaryota, Metazoa, Porifera, Demospongiae, Suberitida, Halichondriidae. Bases 1 to 885 code for a protein of 294 amino acids. The transcript has a single exon. Gene Ontology annotation, molecular function: ubiquitin protein ligase activity; protein binding. The record is from RefSeq and is a predicted model, not a curated record.
AUGAAACGAGGAAAGCAUGAACUACACAUCACUGUCAAUGGGGACGCAGUACGAGGCAGUCCAUUCCCAAUAGCUGUAGCCCCAUCACCACAGAGCUUCAUCAAGCCUUCCCGAGUUGUACGAGGUGUGAACAGCCCACGAGACACUGUCUUCAACAGUAAGGGACAGUUGAUUGUUGUUGAAGGAGCUACUGUCUCUGUAUUGACACCAGAGGGUGAAAAGAUACGAACGUUUGGUCAGCUGAAUGAUGGUAUUGGAGUGACUGUGGACAAAGACAACAACAUGUAUGUGAUGGAGUAUGGCAAUCAUCGUGUGAAUAAGUUCUCAUCUGACGGAGAGUUUGUGGCAGCUGUUGGUAGUCUAGGCAAUGGUAACCUUCAGUUUACUAACCCUGUUGGUAUAUGUUAUAACAGAAGAGACAACAACCUGUAUGUGGUUGAUCAGAGUAAGCACAGAAUAAAAGUGCUCUCUACUGAACUGAAGUUUGUACGGUGUUUCGGUACACGUGGCAAUGGGAACGGACAAUUACAAAGCCCAUUUCAUGCAUCAUUUGAUAGCGCUAACAACCUCUAUGUGACUGAUCAUCUUAACAAUCGAGUACAAGUCUUCACUGCUGAAGGUCAAUUCCUGAGAACCUUCUCACAAAAAGCCGACGGUCAGAAGCUAAGUCGUCCCUGGGCCAUAGCCAUCGACAGCAGUGACACAGUGUACGUCAGUGAGAAUGGACCGCAUCAUGUGAGUGUGUUCACAUCUCAGGGAGCCUACAUCACCACGUUUGGUGGGACGGAAAAGGGACAGUUUAAUAGCAUUUACGGACUCUCUAUUGAUCGCAAUGACUCUGUUGUUGUAUCCGAUCAAGGCAACGGGCGACUGCAGAUAUUCUAACGAAAUAAGUAGAAAAGUGGACAAAGUAGUAUGUAGCUCUGUGUAGAAAUAGUUGGUAGCGUUAUUAGAAUGUGAAAUGAAACUAUUAUCUGUUGUG